Messenger RNA from Dioscorea cayenensis subsp. rotundata (Guinea yam), 2062 nucleotides. RefSeq names its product probable E3 ubiquitin-protein ligase ARI8. The coding region runs from base 177 to 1958 and encodes 593 amino acids. Gene Ontology annotation, molecular function: ubiquitin protein ligase activity; ubiquitin conjugating enzyme binding; zinc ion binding. NCBI's taxonomy places the organism in Eukaryota, Viridiplantae, Streptophyta, Magnoliopsida, Dioscoreales, Dioscoreaceae. Gene Ontology annotation, cellular component: cytoplasm; ubiquitin ligase complex. The record is from RefSeq and is a predicted model, not a curated record. The transcript has 15 exons. Gene Ontology annotation, biological process: ubiquitin-dependent protein catabolic process; protein polyubiquitination; positive regulation of proteasomal ubiquitin-dependent protein catabolic process.
CUUCACGAACAGCAUCCCCAAAGCUCAAGCUUCAGCAAAGCCGCGGAUUUCUCCGCCCAAAUCCGAUCUCCAGGCCAUCUCUUCCCCUCAUUGUCUCACCGAUUUCGCCCUUGAUCGCCCUCAUUCUGGCAAUUGGGGUCGUCCGGCGAGGUUAUAGGUUUGUCUGAGCUGUAGAGAUGGAUUCAGAGGACGAUAUGCAUGAUGCCAAUGAUCUGGAAUCCAUGGAUGAUGAUUUCUACAGCGGGGACACUGGAAUGGGGAGUGACAAUGGCGAUGGGGCUUAUGAUUUCGGGGAUAAUGAGUCUGAUGGGUCGGAGGAUAUUAUCUCACACCGCCAGCAGCAGAACUAUAUCAUCUUGAGUGAAGCUGACAUAAAACGACAUCAAGAGGAUGAUAUAAACAGGGUAUCUACUGUACUUUCCUUGCCAAGAGUUAGUGCGUGCAUCCUUCUUCGGCAUUAUAAUUGGAGUGUAAGUAGGGUGCAUGACGAAUGGUUUGCUGAUGAAGAAAAUGUCCGGAAAGCUGUUGGCUUGUUGGAGAAGCCAAUUGAAAUGGAAAAUGCUCAGGAACUUUGUUGUGGAAUUUGUUUUGAGAAUUACCCUCGUGACAUGAUGAGCUCUGCUGCUUGUGGGCACCCAUUUUGUGGUGCAUGCUGGAGAGGUUACAUUGGGACUUCAAUAAGUGAUGGCCCUGGGUCGCUUUCAUUGCGCUGUCCUGAUCCAUCUUGUGGUGCUGCUGUUGGUCAGGACAUGAUUAACUUUUUGGCUUCUGAUGAAGAUAAAGAGAAGUAUUCUCGCUACCUCCUCAGAUCUUACAUUGAGGAUAACAGGAAGACAAAAUGGUGCCCUGCUCCAGGCUGUGACUUUGCAGUGGAAUUCAUUAUGGGCAGUGGAAGCUAUGAUAUAUCUUGCAAUUGUUCAUAUGGCUUCUGCUGGAAUUGUACUGAGGAAGCACACAGGCCUGUGGAUUGUAGCACAGUGGCAAAAUGGAUAUUAAAGAACAGUGCAGAGUCUGAAAAUAUGAACUGGAUUUUAGCUAAUUCAAAGCCCUGCCCAAAAUGCAAGCGACCAAUAGAGAAAAACCAGGGCUGUAUGCAUAUUACAUGCACUCCUCCAUGUAAAUUUGAGUUUUGCUGGUUAUGCCUUGGUGCAUGGUCCGAGCAUGGGGAGAGGACUGGUGGUUUCUAUGCUUGUAAUCGUUAUGAGUCAGCGAAACAAGAAGGGGCGUAUGAUGAAUCUGAAAGAAGAAGAGAAAUGGCUAAAAAUUCUCUUGAGAGAUACACCCACUAUUAUGAACGCUGGGCAACCAACCAAUCUUCACGCCAAAAGGCACUUGCAGAUUUACAUAGCAUGCAAACUGAAAAGUGUUGUUUGCAGCUUGAAAAGCUGAGUGACAAGCAAAGCCAGCCUGAGUCCCAGCUGAAAUUCGUUACAGAAGCAUGGUCACAGAUAGUAGAAUGCAGGAGAGUAUUGAAGUGGACCUAUGCAUAUGGAUAUUACCUCCCAGAGCAUGAACGUGCCAAGAGGCAAUUUUUCGAGUAUUUGCAAGGGGAAGCUGAAUCUGGGUUAGAAAGGCUUCACCAAUGUGCAGAGAAAGAAAUCCAAAGCUACUUUGAAGCAGAUUCUCCUUCAAAAGACUUCAAUGAUUUCCGCACAAAGCUUGCCGGUUUGACCAGUGUUACCCGGAAUUACUUUGAGAACCUUGUUCGAGCGCUGGAGACUGGGCUGAAGGAUGUAGAAUCUGCGGACAACCAGGCGACAUGCAGCAAGAGCUCAAGCUCCAAAUCCAUCGGUGUAAAGAUUAAAGGCGGGAAGAACAAGGUUGCUGGGAUCGUCUAUCGGUCUGUUGGCCCGAGCCGCAGCUCAGAUGGCGGCAAUGUCUGGUCAUGCGAGCGGUGCACGUACGCUAACUCCAAAUUUGCCAAUACUUGUCAGAUGUGUCAUCUGCAGCGAACAUAGAAAUUUUUGUCUAUGUAGCUAGCACUCUUCACUGUGGCUCAUUUUCCUUGAUGCUGUCAGCUUUGGUUGUGAGGAAUAAAAUGGAAAGAAUUGGUAAAAAAAAA